AUGGUAAAUUAUUUGGAGCGUGCUCGGGCCUUAGCUGAAUGCUCAUCCCCUCAAUCUGAUAAUGUUUCACCUUUGCAAACAACUAGACCUGACAAGCUUUCGAAGGUACUACAUCUUGUAGCUGAUCGACAACUGAGAAGCUCAUUUCGAUAUCAACGGGUGGAAGAUUCAGUUCAUCAAAAUAAUCACUAUUUGAAAUCAAAUAAUAACUUUAUCAACUCAACUCCUCAGUCACUGCAGCACCGCUGUUGUUGCGGUCUCAUGCAUGCUGUGACUGGUACCAUGAUAUUUCUUUCAAUUUAUGUGGCCUUAUCGGUUAUUACUUUUGUUGCCGUGAAUUCAGCGAUACUGUGGUCGGUAGUACCGUUCGUGAUUACUGUGCUUAGUAUCUAUGCAUUAUGUUCGGAAAAACACAAAUAUUUGUAUCCUUUUUUGAUAAUAUCGAGUGUUCAUAUAAUAGUCUGCAUUGUGGUCGUACUGAUAAUAAUCGCAUUUACUGCUGCUAGCUAUGGUACCUUUAGGCAGAUUGUUGGACAUUACGCAAAAAUACGUCUUAGUGAUACAUUUAUCGUUGUGUUCGUUAUUACAUCUGUGGUUUUAUUCCUCAUUUUAUCAAUAAUGCAUUUAUGGCAAGUAAUUGUCGUUUACAGUUGCAUGAUAUUCUUUGAGGAAAAGCGUUAUCUUGAGCGUGAACAGUGUCAGCCGAUGAUUGCAAAAAGUAAUUGUGUGCAUCGGUUAGAGGAUGGUCAGCCUUAUAAAUAUCGCGACGUCCUCGCUGCUAAUCACAAAUGCUAUAAAAGUUGUGCCUCGGUGUAA
Messenger RNA from Thelazia callipaeda (thelaziosis nematode), 816 nucleotides. The record is from the annotation of a GenBank genome assembly. Lineage: Eukaryota; Metazoa; Nematoda; Chromadorea; Rhabditida; Thelaziidae.